This is a messenger RNA of Cryptomeria japonica (Japanese cedar), 1074 nucleotides long. RefSeq lists its product as uncharacterized. Gene Ontology annotation, cellular component: membrane. The record is from RefSeq and is a predicted model, not a curated record. The transcript has 5 exons. The coding region runs from base 44 to 856 and encodes 270 amino acids. NCBI's taxonomy places the organism in Eukaryota, Viridiplantae, Streptophyta, Pinopsida, Cupressales, Cupressaceae. Gene Ontology annotation, molecular function: starch binding.
GAACAUCUAGCUUUCUCUGAUUACUCUUAGCAAAGAAAAAGUCAUGGCUGUCCAGCUGAAAAGCCUUGCCCUGCUGUUCCUCUUUGUGGGUGCGCUCAGCCUUCAUGCAGUCCGUUCUUCGGGGCAAGAUGUGAUCGUAACAUUUAUAAUGGUUCAACGUGCCGAAGCCGGGCAACUGUUUAAGAUCGUUGGCAACAGUGACGAGCUGGGGAAUUGGGAGCCUUCUAGAGUGGAGAACAUGACAGAGACUCCUGGCGAUGCCUGGGCCAUCUCUGUGAAAUUGACGAAGGGAGUAGCAUAUGAGUACAGGCCAGUCGUGGUCGGCACUGAUAGUGAUAACACCUUGUGUUCGGCUGACAAGCGCUCCUUCACUAUUCCGGAAAAUUAUGCCAAGUCUGAUUAUGUGGAAACAGUAUUUUGGAACGUUUCGUGCGGUUACGAUUGCAAUAACAUCAGUGCUUGCUCCGAACCAGGGCCGGUAGAAGAUGUGAUCGUAACGUUUGUGUUGAUUCAAAAGGUCAUGUCUGGGCGACAAUUUAAGAUCGUUGGAAACACUUCUGAGAUGGGCAAUGGGGACGUUUCUAAUGUAGAGAACAUGACACAGACUCCUGUAGAUGUCUGGGCCAGCGCUGUGACAUUGAAGAAGGGUGUACAAUACCAGUACAAGCCAUACGUGGUGGACUCUGUGACUGGGGCCACAGAGUGCUUCCGCGGGUACCGCCCCUUAACCGUUCCAGAGCAUUAUUCCAAGUCUAAUUAUGUGGAAACAGUGUUUUAUAAGCCGGAGUGCGGUUACGCGUGUCAUAACACCCCUGCUUGCUCCCUCCCUGCUGACCCUAUUCGCCAGGUUGUGUGAUAAUAUAAAUCUAAUCACGCAGUGCACCAACUUAUAAUCUUUCUAGACGUAUGUUAAUACAGUAAGCAUUGUACUUCGCAUCUAUAUUAUGUUCAUACAAUAAGCGUUGCACUGCGUAUCUAUGUACUAUCUCUCAUAUGAGCGGAAAUAUAUAUAACUGGCAGUGUUGUUAGCCUUGCUAUGUCUUUCUUUCAAUGAUUAGAGUUGUUAAUUAAUUA